Messenger RNA from Equus caballus (horse), 513 nucleotides. It is a transcript of the gene MUCL1, whose product is annotated as mucin like 1. Lineage: Eukaryota; Metazoa; Chordata; Mammalia; Perissodactyla; Equidae. The record is from RefSeq and is a predicted model, not a curated record.
UAUAAAAUGUCAGGAUGUGGAAUGCUGGAGCCACAGUCUUACCUUCUCCUGGGGUCUGAAGAUUUCCUCUCUGCCCUCCCUGCUCUUCAAUUGCCAUCAUGAAGCUCCUGGCGUUCCUGGUCCUGGUGGCCGUUUCCACCUUCCUGGUCUCUGGCCAGAAUGCAACGGAUGCUCCCUCUGACACCUCUUCUGCUGCCUCCACUGCUGCCGUGACCACUGCCCCUGCUUCCACGACCUCUGCCGCCAGCACCACUGCUGCUACUACCAGGAAGAACUUUCUUUCAGGGAGUAUAUUCGAUCAGAUAAGGAAAAUCCUGGGAAAAUGAAACUCAGAAACUUUUAUGAGAUAGAGUCAGACUGGGCCCUCUGCGUGUGAUCCCGCUGGGCUGGGCCAGAAUGUCCCUUCAUCUGAUUUAAUGCAACUACUUACCAUGCCUACCUUCUCUUUCUUACCUCUAAUCAGUUUAUCUGCUUUCAAAUAAAGAUUAAUAAUGAGCAACAUCAAAAAUAGUA